AUGACCCAGCAGAAUCCGUAUACUUCAACCACCACUACCACCAUGGAUCCCAAACCCACCACCCUAAACUCGCUUAACCAAGCGGCCCUCAACGAAUUCGUGAAGCUCCCUGUCUCCCGCGACAUGGUCUGCCAUCUCGCCCAUCAAGCAUCACAAGUCAUCCGCUGCGAAUCACCAUCAGCAAGCCCUCAGCAACCAACACCACCCAGCACACCUCCCUCAGACGAUGCUCUGGACAACAGCGGCAUGCCUCCGCUGCCCUCAGUGGAAACCUUUAUCGCCUCCAUCGUCACCCGCUCCCAGGUCCAGGUGCCUACCCUUAUGGCCUCCCUGGUCUUCCUGGAGCGUCUACGCGCACGCCUACCACCCGUCGCCAAGGGCAUGCGCUGCACCGUGCACCGCAUCUUCCUAGCCAGUCUGAUCCUGGCCGCGAAGAACCUCAACGACUCGAGUCCUAAGAACAAGCACUGGGCGAGGUACACGGUCGUUAAGGGUUAUGAUGGGUUCGGAUUCUCGUUGCCCGAAGUGAAUCUUAUGGAGCGGCAAUUACUCUUCCUACUUGAUUGGGAAACUCGUGUUACGGAAGAUGAACUGUUCAAGCACCUCGAGCCGUUCCUGGGACCGAUUCGUCGCCGGUUCCAGCUUCAGGAGCAUGAGAGGAAGAAGAGACAGCAGGAGCUGUACAGACAAUCGCGUCUGCAGCUCUCGCCUGAAAGUCUUCGUCAUCAGACUCCGUCAACAUCGUCUCGCAAUGGCAGUCCCCGUCGACACACUGAGCACUCGCCCACUCCUGCUUCGCGGCACUCGAUGGUUGCAACGCCGUAUACGCACCGGCGUGCGAACCGCUCCAUUUCUCCCCCGUCAAUCAAGGACGUGCCUGCCCUCUCCCGCGCAGAGACAUUCACCUCGCUUAGCUCCUGCGCUUCCAGCAUGACUACUUCCUCGCGGGGUACACCAGCAUCGAUAAGCUCAUCCAACGGGGCCGACGAAGUCAUUGUCGCAGACAGCAGCAACAGCCCCCAUAUCUGCACCGCUAACUACGUGACCAUGUCCCAGAAGGCAGAUGUCAAGACGCACUCGCACUCGCACUCCCUUUCGAAUGAUGGCGUGAGCAACAAGAAGAUGCGCCUUGGUCACCACUCUGGGGGUUCGGGUCUCGUUGCGAGAUUCCUGGCGUCUGCUUCGUAUAUGGGUGGACGGAUUGGGAGAACUUAG
Aspergillus chevalieri is the source of this 1215-nucleotide messenger RNA. Its product is annotated as cyclin family protein. Gene Ontology annotation, biological process: regulation of cyclin-dependent protein serine/threonine kinase activity. Lineage: Eukaryota; Fungi; Ascomycota; Eurotiomycetes; Eurotiales; Aspergillaceae. Gene Ontology annotation, molecular function: cyclin-dependent protein serine/threonine kinase regulator activity; protein kinase binding. The transcript has a single exon. The record is from RefSeq and is a predicted model, not a curated record. Gene Ontology annotation, cellular component: cyclin-dependent protein kinase holoenzyme complex; nucleus. The coding region runs from base 1 to 1215 and encodes 404 amino acids.